This is a messenger RNA of Nicotiana tabacum (common tobacco), 1584 nucleotides long. Lineage: Eukaryota; Viridiplantae; Streptophyta; Magnoliopsida; Solanales; Solanaceae. The record is from RefSeq and is a predicted model, not a curated record.
AUGGCCCAAAACUCAGGAUGGAUGACGAGAGCCUCUACGAUCACUCCGGUAGUUCACUCAGUGGCUUUGGACCCAAACAACUCCAUAGCUGAGAAUAUGGCCACUCUAAUGAUACAAAUGAGUAACCUCACAAAGAAGAUUGAUGAAUCAUGCCAGAAGCAGCAGGUUCACAUAGUUGACGCAACUAAUGGGGGCUUAUGUACACCAUACAUUAACCAACCAUAUGUUUGCUCGUGGAGUGUGGAAGGUGACAACCAGCACUAUCAGGAAUAUAUAAAUUAUGUAGCCAACUAUGGGGGACAGAGGCAACAAAAUCAGCAGCUGGCUUAUCAACACCCUCAGCAACAACAGAUUGUGAGACAAGAUGAUGGGUUCACUGAACUUAAGGGAAUGCUGGACAACAACAACCGUAUGUUGCAACAACUGAUUGAGUCCUCUGAAAAAAUGCAAGAGAGAGUAGACUCACAUGAAUCAACGAUAAAGGGUAUUGAGGUUCAAUUAGGACAAAUUUCUAUGGAUCUAAACAAUCAUCCCCAAGGGACGUUACCUGCAGACACACAAAUCAAUACAAAAGAUCAGGGCCCGAAACAGCUUAUGGCAGUGAGUCUACGAAAUAGUAGAGACCUAGAUCUGGAGCAAGAGAUUGCUCGUGAAAGCCGACCUACUGAAACAAUUGUGCCAGUACCCAUUGAGAUCGAUAAAUUAACAGGGUUAACUGAGGUGAUGGUACAACAUGCACAAGAGAGCACAAGCAAACAAAAAGAGGUUGCGAAGGAGACUGAGGUAGCACAAGAAACGACAGUAGAAGCAGUGCCUGAGCAAGAUAAAACUCAAAUCAUAGGAAAGAAGCGACCUCCAACACGAUUCCCGCAGAGAUUAGCAAAAUAUCAGAAGGACGAGCAAUAUAAGAAAUUCAUGGAGAUGUUGAAACAAAUACAAGUGAACAUUCCACUGAUUGAUGCGUUGCGAGAGAUGCCUAGGUAUGCCAAAAUGAUGAAAGAUUUAAUGUCUCGGAAAUUCGACUUUCAAGACCUGUCCACUCUAGCUGACCGGACAGUGAAGAGGCCCUCUGGUAUUCUUGAUGAUGUAUUAGUCCAGGUUGGAAAGUUUGUGUUCCCAGUAGAUUUUUUUAUUCUAGACUGCCGGGUUGACGAGGAGAUUCCCAUAAUUUUGGGAAGACCAUUCUUGGCCACUAGGAGAGAUUUAAUUGACUGUGAAACUGGAGAACUCAAAAUGAGACUAAAUGAUGAAGAGAUAACAUUCAACGUGCAGAAAUCUAUGCGGCGACCGAAUGAAUUUGCUAACUGCUCUCUAAUAGAAGUCGUGGAUGUAAUUUUGGAGGAGGAAGAUGAGACCUUGAACUCUAAAGACCAUCUAGCAGCCUGUCUCUUGAACUUAGAUGAGGUAAAUGGAGAGGAUUUGGCGGAGUGGGUGCUGGCUCUUGAAGGCCAAGGGUUUUGGAAAAGAGAGCUCAAAUUUGAGCCUUUACACUUAGAAGAAAGAAAAAUUCCUCCAGCUAAGCCAUCGAUAGAAGAGCCACCAAAGUUAGAAUUGAAACCGCUACCACCUCACCUCAGGUAUUGA